UGUGAUCGAACAUUUUAAUCACUAGAACAUUCACAGGGCUCUCUGUAAAAGGCUUAAAACCGAAGCAUGUUCAAUGAAGUCAUAUCUUUGAUGCUGCUGGAAUGAACAGAAAGCUUUCUGCAAGCAGCUAUUCUGAUAAGAAGAUCCGGCAGACAGCUUUGUCAUGACAAGAUCUUGACUUCAAUCUAUCUCUUUCAAUCCCCGAAGAACGUGCCUCAAGAUCAAUCCUCUCACGAUGUCAACUUCACAGAUUUGGCUCAUCACAGGCACUUCCUCUGGAUUUGGAGAGGCGUUCGUGAAGGAUCUUCUCGCCCGUGGCGACAAAGUCAUUGCUACAGCUCGCAAUACAUCUAGGAUCGCGCAUCUCAAGCAGUUAGGUGCAGCCACUAUACAACUCGACGUAACCGCAUCACAAAAAGAGCUUGAGAACACCGCCAAAGAAGCUAUCAACAUUUAUGGCAAGAUCGACGUCUUGGUGAACAACGCUGGUUACUCACACUUUGGGACGUUCGAAGACUCCAGACCCGAAGACUGGCAGAAGCAGUUCGAUACUAAUGUUUUUGGUGCCAUCAACACGACGCGCGCCUUCCUGCCCCACCUCCGCGGCAACAAGUCCGGAACCAUAGUCUUCAUCGGCUCCGCUGCAGCGUUGAGUGGAAUGCCGCUUCUGAGCCUAUACUGUGCUUCAAAGUUUGCUUUGACGGGCGCUGCUGAAUCACUGUCCCAAGAAGUUGCGCCUUUCGGUAUCCGCACGUUGAUCGUUCAGCCGGGCUUCUUCCGAACCGCGUUCCUGAGCGAAAUGAACCCCGCCUAUAUAGACACAGAUAUCGAUGACUACAAGGAGAUCGUGAGCAACACAUACGGGCAGUUUAAGUCAGCAGAUGGCAAGCAGCCUGGCGACCCUGAAAAAGGAGCAAAUCGUGUGAUUGAUGUCGUCAAAGGAGAAGGUCUUGCCAAGGGUAAGGGUUUCCCAGGCACCCUGAUGUUGGGUGCAGACGUUUGGAGCGGAGCGAAGCAAAGGGUGAACUCUGAUCUGAAGCUUCUUGAGGAGUGGGAGAAGGUGAGCGAUGGUCUGGAUCAUUGAUAGGCAAGACCAGGAGUAUCAAUACGGAAACAAAUAGUACAAGACGGCUCCACUCGCCUGCGCUGCGAGCUUGUGCUGUUGUAGCUCUCGCUUUCUGGGUACGGCCCAGCAUCAAUCUGUAUGAGAGUAAAAAUUCCGAGACCUCGUUGGCGGGGCUGUUGAUGACUCGAAAACGC
This is a messenger RNA of Boeremia exigua, 1260 nucleotides long. RefSeq names its product oxidoreductase,short chain dehydrogenase-like protein. Lineage: Eukaryota; Fungi; Ascomycota; Dothideomycetes; Pleosporales; Didymellaceae. The transcript is spliced from 3 exons. The coding region runs from base 236 to 1084 and encodes 282 amino acids. The record is from RefSeq and is a predicted model, not a curated record.